Drosophila mauritiana is the source of this 715-nucleotide messenger RNA. RefSeq lists its product as uncharacterized. The transcript is spliced from 2 exons. The coding region runs from base 83 to 616 and encodes 177 amino acids. NCBI's taxonomy places the organism in Eukaryota, Metazoa, Arthropoda, Insecta, Diptera, Drosophilidae. The record is from RefSeq and is a predicted model, not a curated record.
ACGAAACACAUAUACAUACAUUCUCUCCGAGAUCUUUUAUAAGUUUUGUAAAUUCACUCGUUCUAACUAACCUCAUAUCGCCAUGAGUUCCAUCGACUGGGUCGGUGACAUGCUUUACUACGUUAUGCGCACCUUCCUGGGGUUAAUCGCACCCGUACACUUCCUUAUCGAUGUCCUUGGAAAGAUUGAACAUUUUAUAUAUUUCAUCGAAUUUUCCAUGAUGAUAAUGAGGCGGCCAAGAAAUUUCCAGGCUUUGACUGGUAGCCAAGCGAACCGCCUUCAACUCUACAAUUGCCUUUUAAUGUUACGGACUUGGGCAAAAUAUAUAUAUAUAUUGAUAUACGCAUUGGUAUCCGUGGUAAUUAAGGGCCAUUUACAAUAUGAACUCAACAAUUUUUUACCAUUCAAAGCAUGCUUUAACCCAUAUCAAGACGCAUUACAGAAGUAUCGCGAUAGUGAUUUCCGGCAUCGUCUUGGCCAUCGAUAUGAUCUUCUUGGCAAUAAAUGGCGUACAUGGCAGAAGAACGCUGCGACCCGCGCGGAUUCUCUGGAUUUCGUUGAGCUAUUGCACUUGGGCGCCGGGGAUUCUGAACGAACUGAUCAUCUAUUUGUAUAAUUGAUGAAAGCAAUGGCUAUGUUAGACUUUAUAACUUUCAAAAUUCUUCGUGACAUGUAGCACUUUCGAAAAUAUAGGAAAUAAAGAGUCACACAUCUA